AUGUUGUCCAAGUAUCAUUAUUAUGAAAUCUAUCUAUCUAUCUAUCUAUCUAUCUAUCUAUCUAUCUAUCUAUCUAUCUAUCUAUCUAAGACUAUGACAUAUCUAGAUCAAUCAGUCUAUUCAUAUCAGAGUCUAUUCAUAUCUAUCUAUCUAUCUAUCUAUCUAUCUAUCUAUCUAUCUAUCUAUCUAUCUAAGACUAUGACAUAUCUAGAUUAUCUAUUCAUAUCUAUCUAUCUAUCUAUCUAUCUAUCUAUCUAUCUAAGAUUAUUCAUAUCUAGCUCAUCUGAAUUAGUUAAUAUCUAUCUAUCUAUCUAUCUAUCUAUCUAUCUAUCUAUCUAUCUAUCUAUCUAUCUGAUCUAUUCAUAUCUAUCUAUCUAUCUAUCUAUCUAUCUAUCUAUCUAUCUAUCUAUCUAUCUUCGUCGAGUUAAAACCUUACCAGCGCACGUUCUUUUUUUUACAAAUAUAUACGUUUACCCAAGACACAUUACUGCCCCUACGACCCUAAUGGGCAAUUUAAAUAGGACGAAACUUUUAUAG
Messenger RNA from Acanthosepion pharaonis, 537 nucleotides. NCBI's taxonomy places the organism in Eukaryota, Metazoa, Mollusca, Cephalopoda, Sepiida, Sepiidae. The record is from the annotation of a GenBank genome assembly.